Messenger RNA from Tachyglossus aculeatus (Australian echidna), 1473 nucleotides. RefSeq names its product intraflagellar transport 57 (gene IFT57). Gene Ontology annotation, biological process: intraciliary transport; non-motile cilium assembly. The coding region runs from base 1 to 1326 and encodes 441 amino acids. Lineage: Eukaryota; Metazoa; Chordata; Mammalia; Monotremata; Tachyglossidae. The record is from RefSeq and is a predicted model, not a curated record. Gene Ontology annotation, cellular component: intraciliary transport particle B; cilium; Golgi apparatus. The transcript has 11 exons.
AUGGCGGCGGUGAUGUCUGCGGGGCCCGAGGCCGAGGCGGCGGGACCGGGCGGGCAGGGGCCCGGGCAGGGGUCCGGGGCGGCGGGGGCUCGGCCCCGGGGCGGGGACGGGGAGGCGGUUGGCUGGGAAAGGGGCCCCGGCGCCGCCUAUCACAUGUUCGUCGUCAUGGAGGACCUGCUGGAGAAGCUCAAGCUGCUCCACUACGAGGAGGAGAUCCUUCGCAAGAACGGCCUCAAGCCCCCGUCCAGACACUAUUUCGCUUUGCCCACGAAUCCAGGGGAACAGUUUUAUAUGUUUUGUGCCCUUGCGGCCUGGUUGAUCAAUAAAGCCGGGCGGCCUUUCGAUCAGCCCCAAGAAUACGAUGAUCCCAACGCGACCAUAUCUACCAUACUUUCUGAGCUGCGUUCAUUGGGGAGGUCAGUGGAUUUUCCUCCUUCAAAAUUAAAGUCUGGUCACGGAGAACAUGUGUGCUACGUGCUUGAUUGCUUAGCUGAAGAAGCACUGAAACAUAUUGGCUUCACCUGGAAGAGGCCAGCGUACCCAGUGGAAGAAUUAGAAGAGGAAGCAAUUAUGGAAGAUGAAGCAGAGUUGACACAUAAUAAAGUGGAGGAGGAAAUUUUGGAUGAAGAGACAGACACUGAAGAAAACUGCAUUGACCUCAAUGUUUUAAAGGCACAGACCUACCGAAUGGAUCUGAGCGAAUCUGGCAAACAGGAGGAUAUUUUAGAAUCCACAACAGAUGCCGCCGAGUGGAAUCUCGAAGUAGAACGCGUAUUACCACAACUGAAAGUCACAAUCAGGACUGACAAUAAGGAUUGGAGAAUCCACGUAGACCAAAUGCACCAACAUAAAGAAGGAAUCGAAUCGGCUUUAAAAGAGACGAAGGGCUACCUGGAUAAACUUCACAAUGAAAUCAGUCGGACGCUGGAAAAAAUCGGCAGCCGGGAGAAGUACAUCAACAACCAGCUGGAGACCUUAAUUCAAGAGUAUCGGACCGUCCAGACCCAGCUGAGUGAGGCCACAGAACUAUACCAACAGCGAAACGGAGGCGUGACUGAAAGGACUAGAAUUCUUUCUGAGAUUACUGAAGAAUUGGAGAAGGUAAAGCAGGAAAUGGAAGAGAAAGGGAGCAGCAUGACUGAUGGCGCUCCUCUGGUCAAGAUCAAGCAGGGCCUAACCAAACUGAAGCAGGAAACGGUUCAGAUGGACAUCCGGAUCGGGGUGGUGGGACACACGCUGCUGCAGUUGAAGCUGAAGGAGAAAUCCAACAUGACGAGGGACAUGCAUGUGACCACCAUCCCAGACCCCACGCUCAACUCCUUCUGAAGCCCCCCGGGGGGACCACGGGCUUUGGAUGCUUCUGGCGUUUCCGAGCCGCCGCCCCGUCUGUCCGCCCCAGACGCUCGCGCCGGAGUGAAUUCUGUGACUUCAAACUCCUACCAUGCUUUUCUUUUUAAUAAAAAUAACCUCAGA